GGGGGCCGGUCCCACGCUGGCGGGCUGCGCGCAGCCUGUGAGCUGCGGACCCAGCACCCGCAGGGAGCGACCGCUGGCCGGGCUGCAGCAUGCGGCUCGCCCUGCUCCUGGGGCUGCUCCUCUCCCGAGCCGGAGACCUCCUGUCUCUGCCAAGGAGUGACUGCAUAGCAGCGGAACAGCUGUGCCUCUCAGACUCCAUCUGCAAUGCCACCUACAGGAUUCUGGAAGACUGUGCCCUUGCUAAGACUCGCUUCCUUCCACUGGAUCAUGAUAGCAGGGUCAGAUGUCUAAAUGCAGAGCUAGACCUCGGAAACAGCUCUUUACUGCACUGCAAGUGUCACCGACGCAUGAAGAGACAGGAGCAUUGCCUACGCAUUUUCUGGACUGUUCACGCCAGCAUGACAGAUGGCUAUUUCAAUUUGGAGACCUCUCCUUAUGAGAAUCCAGCAAAUGAAGAACACUGGAAGACAGAUUAUAAUGAACUGGCAGCUCUGCUAUCAGGCUCACAGUUAGCAGGAGAUGCAACAAAUCCAUGCCUGAAAGCAACUCAUGUCUGUAAUCUGAGCAAGAAGUGUGUUCGGCUGCGCACAGACUAUGCCUCAAUCUGCACCAAGGGAGCAGGAAGUGAGGACAUGUGUGACCGUCGCAAAUGCCACAGAGGGCUAAGAAAUUUCUUUGAGAAAGUGCCUGAGGAUUUCACUAGAAGGAUCCUGUUCUGUCCGUGUCAGGAUGAACUUUGUGGAGAACGACGCCGGAAAACUAUUGUUCCCGAUUGUUCCUUUCAGUAUAACACUAAACCCAAUUGCCUCUGGGUUCUGGACUCCUGCUUGGAAGACCACAUCUGCAAAUCCCGACUGGCUGACUUCCAACAAAACUGCCAACCUGCAGAUAUGUCCCCAGAUGGUUGCUCUCAGCACAAUCAUGCUGCAUGCCUGCAGGCUUACAUGGGGAUGAUUGGCACGCCUAUGACACCCAACUACAUCAGUAACUCCAGCGUGGAGGUCUCCUUGUGGUGUACAUGUGAGAGCAGCGGCAACCAGAAGGAGAAGUGUGACCAGAUACUCAGCAUGUUUGAGAGCAACAAAUGCCUCGAAAAUACUAUUUGGUCUCAAAUGCACCAGAAGCAGACAGGUCUGGAACGACAGGAAGACUUAUUCUAUUCAUCUUCCCUAAGCUUCCAAGGAGACAGUGCCAGCUCAUCUCUUGCUUCAGAAAUGUCCCAGGUGGCUGAAGUGAAGACACAUCGAGAGACCUCUGAACACAGCAGUUUGCCUAUGGUCUCCUCUGUAUAUUCUGGAACUGCUGUUUCUUGGUCAUCUCUGUCUCUGUUCCUGCCCCUGUUGCUGAGUGCACUUUAACUUGGCAUAAAUUGCAUCUUUCCUUCCCAUAUUAUUAAUCUUAUUCCAUAUCCAGGCACCUCCCACUACUGAUUUACCCUGGAGAAACAAAAGGCUUCUGGAAAAGAGGAAGGGAGUAGCCUUAACCCAUAAAUGCAGUCACUAGAAACCUCUCUCCAGCUUGCACCCCACUUUCCCCCGCACUAAGAGCUGCAGAUUUGGAGCCCACCAUUGCUUCUGCCAUGUUAGUAUUUUGAGUAAAAGUCCAGCUGAUAUUCAAGCACAGUAUUUUAAAACAGAAGUUUGAAUUCUGUCAGAACUUGUGCAGGGUUAGGUUUCUGAAUAGAGGGAGGCACCUUUAGUCAGAAACAGCAUGAAGCUGCAAUAACAGCAUGGAGCUGUAACAGAGGAGGUUCAGGCUGGAUUUUAGGAAAAGGUUCUUCACUGAGGGGGUGUUCAGGCACUGGAACAGGCUCCCCAGGGCAGUAGUCACUGCACUGAGCCUGCCAGUAUUCAAGAAACAUUUGGACAAUGCACUCAGACAUAUAGUUUGAUUUUUGGGUGGUCCUGUGCAGAGCCAGGAGUUGGACUUGAUGAUCCUUGUGGGUCCCUUCCAACUCAGGAUAUUCUAAGAUUCUAUACCUGACACUGUAUCCUAUCACCCCACCUCCUGAAGCUCUUCCUCAGGCACAGAGUACAGCAUACCAUCUUUAAGAUUUAGUGGCCUCACUCCAGGGGGAGUUGCAAACAAAGCUAGGUAAAUGUAAACAUAAAGUCCCUGUCAAACACCAGUUCUGGAUUACUUUCAGUUCCUUUUAUGUUUAUUUUUUUCCAAAUCCAUUCUUUUAAAUAUAUGAAAAACACUAUCCCAGGUCAAGGAUGCUAUACCCCAGAUUAUGUUCUUGCUUCUUUCAGUUUUGCCCCUUGUAACUAUACAUAACAUCCAUUAGCAUGGGUAGCAACAGACUUGUAUUUUGUGGGUUAGCAGAGAUUUCUCUACUCAACCCUAGUAAAUUUAUCUAGCCAAGGAUGACCUUGCCAGGCCUCAGGCCAAACCUUUUUAGGAAUGCUUACAGAAAGCGUAUAGCUCAUUGAAGCUGUAUUCACUACACUGAAGUUGUAUUCUCCUGGCACAUUCAGUUGCAGAAGCCUCUGAAAGAUGGAACUAGUUUGUACCUUUCCACAUACUGAAGUUAUCAUUUUCCCCUUUCACUCCCUGCCAGCCUCCUCCUUUGCCAAGCUCUAUUUCAUAAUCUGUUUAUUCUGAGUGUAAACAUGUGCACUGUAUAACUGCUGUUAUUUUAUGCUGCAUUGGCCUGUUAAAAUGUGGUGUUAAGUAAAUAUUGAUUUCUGAGCAUAGGUUAAUAGUCCACAAUCAAUUGUGUGCAAGAGUUGCCUCAUCAGCCAUCUUAUGCUUUCAGGAUAGCUAGAAACUGAGUUCAGUACAGCUUCUCUACACACACAUAUAAUGCCUCUUGUUCAUCCUAUGAGGUACAACAGAUCUGAACAAUAUUAUGCACAGCUAAUACUGUGUGAGCAAUAUUACAGUCCUGAAUAGAUGCAGAACAGGUUAGCAUUUCUUUUUGCCUUGUGCUUUAUCUGCUCCCAGAAAGGUACCAGCUAGGUAAUGUGCUGUGGUUCCCAGUCACUGUCAGUCACCUUCUUACUAGAGAAUCUUCCAUUGCUAAAUGUAUCAGAGUAGCUGUCCUUCUGCAGUGCUAAUAUUUCUGUUUAGAAUUCCAGCCUUCUCUUACCUUCUUGGGCAGGUAGGGCAGGAAAAUGAUUGCAUGGAUCAGGACUUUGUCUGUUGCAUAGAGAAGCAACACCUUAUUUCCAUGCAGUAGGAACAAGUAUCACGUUAUCUUAAUUAAGAGGAAUAUGAAUGCUGUUAUUUACCACUGCCUACUGAAAUGUGACUAUGUGAAUCAAAAGACAGCAUUGUUUCCACAUGUUUGUUACCCCUCUUUAAUGAAAACAGAGCCCAUGAUACCACAGAACUCUGAGAUCUACAUUUGGCCAUCCUCCAUAAGGUGAGGCUGGAAAUGUGUGUCAAGGUUCUUUAUUGUAGCAUCGUAGGUUGUGUUAUCUCCAGAGAUUGCUGGAGAGUGACAGGGAAGAGGAAAACAUCGCGCUUUACAAUAUUCCACAAAUCAGUGAGAACGUUUAUCAGAAAGAUAGAAUAGCUUUCCCUGAGCCAUCUCUACCACAUAUACAGUCUACAGCAUCCAUCUUCCACUCAUCUAUGCUGUGAGCUUUCCUCUUUCUCCACUUUAGUGCUCUGAGACAGGUGGAUAUGGGGAAAGGCAUUAGCAUUUGUUGUUUGUAUUCAUAGCACUGUGGACUUUUAGCCCCUAAUGAGAAGGUUACUGAUUGCAACUGCAGCCUCCUGUUGUGCCCUGGAUUACAUAGGAAAAUGCUUUACAGUCAGACAAAAUCCUGCUCUAGACAGAAAUUAAAUAGAACACAUCAGUUGGGAUUUUUCUCCAAAUGUCUUACGUCCUUUUUCUAUGUACAUAUGCACCUUUAUAUAUACAGCUGCCUCCUAAAACUCAUUCAUCAAUAACUGGAAACAAAAUUUUCCUAUAAAUACACCUGCACUCACAGGUACUCACACUGAUGUGUGUAGAAAUCCAUUUUUACUUAAACUUUCUUAACACCUAAUCUCCAAAUAUCACAGUUGUUCAAUGACACAGCAUAUGUGCGUGCAGAAGUAUAACUACUACUAAGAAACAUCAUGCCAGUAUCAGUCCAGUUCUGCUAGCAUCACAACACAUUCAGAACAGUUCCUACUAUCUGUACUACAUGGUAAUUUACAAAAAACAAAACAACAACAACAAAAACCCCUCAGCAUCUCUUCACUAGUAACUGCAAUACAACAUCCAGCUAGCACCUUUGCUCUAAAUACAAAAAUAAUCUAAUAGAAAUUCUCUGUCCUGUUAGUCUUAAUAUUGAACUCUCAGCAAGCAUAUAAAAGGAAGGAACCUUCUAAUUGUUGUAAUGUAAAUUAUUUUUAAGAGUGUGAAAUAAUGCCAAAACUCAGUAAUAAAAUUUAUCUUGCAACUCU
This is a messenger RNA of Cygnus olor (mute swan), 4401 nucleotides long. RefSeq names its product GDNF family receptor alpha 3 (gene GFRA3). The coding region runs from base 90 to 1358 and encodes 422 amino acids. Gene Ontology annotation, biological process: nervous system development. The transcript is spliced from 8 exons. Gene Ontology annotation, molecular function: signaling receptor activity. Lineage: Eukaryota; Metazoa; Chordata; Aves; Anseriformes; Anatidae. The record is from RefSeq and is a predicted model, not a curated record. Gene Ontology annotation, cellular component: signaling receptor complex; external side of plasma membrane.